Molecule: messenger RNA, 702 nt
Organism: Puma concolor (puma)
Lineage: Eukaryota; Metazoa; Chordata; Mammalia; Carnivora; Felidae
Gene: TTC32
Product: tetratricopeptide repeat domain 32
Molecular function (GO): protein binding
Source: RefSeq, a predicted model, not a curated record
GCGGAAGUGGCCCCGUGGUGCUGCCUCUAACCGUUCAGAAGUCAACUCCUUUUCUACACGAAAAGCUAGGCCUCAGACCGCUAUGGAUGGGCAGCAAGGGCAACCAAGCCAAGCAUCGCUGGCACUCGCCCAAGCUCACUUCAACAAGGGCGAAUACGCGGAAGCCGAGACGCUGUACUCCGCUUACAUUCGCCAGUGCGCCUGUGCAGGCUCCGAGGGAGCUGCGCCCGGGAGCAAAUGCAGCCCCGAGGACUUGGCUACUGCGUAUAACAACAGGGGGCAAAUCAAGUACUUGAGGGUUGAUUUUUAUGAAGCCAUGGAUGACUACACAUCUGCCAUACGAGUCCAGCCCACGUUCGAAGUUCCGUAUUACAACAGAGGGUUGAUAUUGUAUAGGCUGGGAUACUUUGAUGAUGCUUUGGAAGAUUUCAAGAAGGUAUUAGACUUAAAUCCUGGAUUCCAAGAUGCUACCUUGAGCUUAAAACAGACUAUUCUAGACAAAGAAGAAAAACAAAGAAGAAUUAAUGAAAAAAAUUAUUGAAAGUUUUAGCAUAAUUGAAAUAUUAACUCAUGAUCCUUAUACCUGGCAUCUCGUUGCUUGUAAUGUCAAGUUAGGUGUUGAGCUAUUUCGAUUUAUAUUUAAGGUAGAGAUUCAUUAUUAGCACCGAAAGUUAAGUGAUGUAUUUAAAGUAGUUAAUUUCA